AUAGUAUAUUGUAUUAUAGUAGUUUGUUUAUAUUAUAUCUGCUGCUUAAACUUUCUUUCUUUACUGUUGUACAACAAUAUAAUGGUACAUUAACGUUGCAAAGCAAUCUACACUUAUAGAUUUUUUUUUCUCUUAUGAAAAUGGAUGACAAUGAUUUGGAAGUACUUGAUUGUCCUGAAACUCCUCGUGAAACACCAGAGCCAUCUGAACGGACAUCAAAUAUUGCUGUAGACUUGGCUUUGAGCCCAGCCAGUGGGUUGGGCAGUCGUAGACCGUCAAUUGAUGGUAUGUCCAGCACGUGUACAUCACAGUCAGAAGUACGCUCAUUCAAAGAUCGACUCAGAGAACAUGUUAACCAAGUCAAGGAAAGAGCCUCCAACACUGUAGUAGUUGAACAAACUAAGACUAAGGUUCAACAAAGUGUUAAACAGCCUGCUGAACGUUUAGCCCAAUUGAUGAGUUCAGAAAAUCGGGCAGUUGCAGCAGCUUUAGAGAAACACGAAAAAGAUAAGAUUAGUAAAAAUGUGGCCAUAAACAAUGUGCAAGAGGUAGACAAUGAAAUUGAGAGUUAUAAUUUUUUCACCAAAGUAUGGGACCCUCCUUCUAAACCUGAUGAAAUCCAUGAGAAAUCAGUUGAAUCUAGUGAUGCAGAAGUUGGGUUUUCUAAUGAAGAAGAUAAAAAAUUGGUCACAGAAGAUUAUUUAGGACUGACAGAUGGAGAUGAUGUUGAUGUUUUAGAUCAUUCAUURGUACCAUUUUUGAGUACAUCUAUAAAAAUAAAAGAAGCUGCUAAAAAUAUUUAUUUUAUUCCAGAUGGAUCUCCAG
Diuraphis noxia (Russian wheat aphid) is the source of this 825-nucleotide messenger RNA. RefSeq names its product Coiled-coil and C2 domain containing 2A (gene Cc2d2a). Lineage: Eukaryota; Metazoa; Arthropoda; Insecta; Hemiptera; Aphididae. Gene Ontology annotation, cellular component: ciliary transition zone. The record is from RefSeq and is a predicted model, not a curated record. Gene Ontology annotation, biological process: non-motile cilium assembly; protein localization to ciliary transition zone.